AAGACAUUGAACGCACCCUAUUUAUUCAGAAUACCUUUCUUUGACGGAUCGGAAAAUAAAUUUCUUGUUUUUCUCUGAUUAAAAUGGCAGAUGCGGAGUUAUCGAAAGCAUUACGUGACCUACCAAAUCGGGUGUUAAAUGUUACUAUUGAUGAAAGGCCGGAACUAUUUCAGAAUGUGUCUGGCGUGCUACAAAAUCCGGGAAUCAAUGCUACUAUUGUUCGCGGUAUUUGCAAAGUGAUUGGCACAACAUUGACCAAAUACAAAGAUCCACCAUCGCAAAAUUUAGUCAAAAAUUUGAUUGUCUCGCUGGUUCAACACCAUCCGGACACAUCGUUCGAACAUUUCAACAAUGUUUUGAAAGGGAUCCUCAAUAAAGACCUAGCUUCGGCACCAGCAUUGAAAGCAUCUCAAGCGGCUGUCAUAGCAUUGGGCUGGUCAAUUUCAAUAGCAUCGAAUGUGAACCAUGCAUCCAGUGUGGCAAACUUAGAGUUACCGAAACUGAUCGAAAUCCAAUCGGGCCUGUAUCAGUUGGGUGUAUCGAGUGAUAAUAGCAAGGUGUCGGAGAAAGCGACACAAAUUUUGAACACAUUCUUCGAACAGAACGAGGAACUGAUGGACGUCUACUUACAAAAGCUGUUAGCGAUUGAACCAUCCAGUGGAGUCGUGUUGUUGAUGUCCGUUAUCUUAACGCUGAAACAAAAGAUACAUGGAAACAGCGACACGUUAACGGCGAACAAGGAGAAAGUUAUCGAACAUUUCAUCAAAGGAUUGAUAACGGUGAAAGUGAAGCCGAAUGCCAACUGUGUUACACUGUGUGCCGUCAUACUAAAAUCCAUUACUCACAACGAAUUCAAAUCACAAAUAUUGCCCGCAUUACAACGGGCGAUGCUACGGAGUCCGGAAAUUAUUCUGCAAGGAGUCGGUGCCAUUGUUCGGGAACUGGAUAUUGACGUCAGCGAAUUUUCGUUCGAUAUGGGAAAGACGUUGAUUCAAAAUCUGUAUUCGAAAGACGAUUGUGCGAGAGGCGAAGCGGUCGAAUCGCUGAAACAAGUUGCAAUGAAAUGCAAUGAUGUGAAGGCCAUCGAAGCGUUAAUGAAACAAAUUUUUGCCGUUUUGAAUGGAUCGGAUGGAAAGAUUACGGUUGCUGAGUAUCGCAUCAAUGUUUUGCAGGGUGCUGGCAACUUAAGCUGCAACAAUAUUCCGAGACAAUCAUUGGAUUCACUUUUGAGAACGGUCACAGAGCUGUUCGUCAAAAUGUUGGAAACAGAAAUUCACGAAAAAGUCCUCUGUCACGGUCUGGAAAUGUUCAGCUUGUGGUCAGUAUAUCUAACCGGUGAAUUGCCCCAGAAAUACAUCGACGUGUUCAAGAAAGGAAUGGAAUCGAAGUCUGCUACACAAUUGGUGCGUGUCAGCUAUUUGCAAUGGCUACUCGCGUGCCUCGAGAACAGCAAACUGUCAACUGGAGCUGACAUAUCGCAGUCAUUGAUCAAAAUUGUCGAGAAGGCCUCACAGAAUGUGACACAGAUUUCGUUGCUGACCGAGGCUAUAUGUGCCGUUUGUAUAUUACUUCGAACGGAAGCAUCAUCGCCUGCUGAUGGUACAAACAAAUUUCAGAGCUUCUGGGGUGUAGUUCUCGAUAUGACAAAACAGGUGUUUGUGUCGGAGAAAUUUAUUUCGGCCGCUCCGAACGAUACACAGGCUUAUGUAAUGCUAAUGAGCAAAAUUCUGCUGGUAGAACAUUACGCAAAGUUGAAAGGUCCACCGGAACCACUCUACAAGGCAAUCAUCUACGCUGCGAAUAGUUCAUCGAAGAAAGUUCGAAAUUAUUGUCUGCCGCAUGUACGUGAACUGGUUCAAAGCAGCAGUGGCGUAGACAUCUCAAAACAUUUAUUCGUGGAAUUGUUGCACUUCAUACAAACAUCCAAAAUUCAUGCAGAUGGUGACGCUGCGGAUGAAAACAGCACUUCCGGUCAAUCGGUUGCUGAAUCGAUACGCGCUUUCUCUUCCAUCAACUUGGGAUCGUCGGCUGAUUCACAAAUCGUCGCACUCAGCAAUUUGAUCUGUUGUCAUCAUCCGUGUGUCGUGGCCCAUGCGCCGUCGUUGUGGGAGGAUAUUUUAGCAACACUUGAAUUGGACGCUAAAUCAUUCAUCUCGCUGAAUUCGAAACAAAUCAAAAUCAAUGUCAUCGACAACUACAAACCGAUACCGAUAUUUGAGAACACCAUUGCUACGCUGUGCAAGCUGAGUCCUGAAGUGAUCGUUCCGUUAGUCAUUGAACAAGUGACGUCGCAUUUGAGAAAUCCAGAAAUGUCCUGUGUUACGGACGACGAGUAUUUCACGUUUUUGACUCCGGAUGGCGAACUGUACGAUAAAAGUGUUAUACCGAAUGCCGAUGACAUCUACAAGGAUUUGAGUCAAAAGCGAGAAAACAAAGUGUAUUCGUACAAAGAACAACUGGAAGAGAUUCAGCUGCGUCGCGAGAUUGAAGAGAAAAAGCGUAAGGAAGGCAAGUGGAAACCACCACAAUUGACACCCAAGCAACAGGAAGCGAUUAAGAAUCAAACGGAUAAGGAGAAGGCGAUUAAGAACAAAUUGAAAGUGCUCAACGAUAAUCUAUUGGAAUUAGUGUCGCUGAUUCAUGGUGUCAAAAGCGGCAAUCCGAAACAACUGUCGUUGUACUUCUGCCAACUGUUGACAAACAUUCUGCGAGUUCUUAAGUCACCGUUGGCUGCGAUUACACUUACGAAACUUUACUACGAACUUCGUUUGGCCUGCUUCUCUGACGGUUUGGAGGAAUUGGGCGAACAAUUGGCGAUAUUGACGUUACGACUACAUGAACCGCACUGUGAUUUGGAAGAAAAGUGGACGAAAAACAAUCUGUCUGAAGAAAUCGAAAACGUUAUGCAACUGUUCGUUAGCGAAACCAGUGACGACAGUAAUGACCCGGAAGGAAACAUGCUCGAACCAUCAUUGCUGACCGCUCCGGCAUUCUGUUAUGGAUUUGAAUUUGUUAAAAAGGCCGUUUUCGUCAAAGAUUUAUCGAAAAACGAGCAAUUCUUACUACUUGGCAUUCAGUUGAUUGGGAAACAUGCUCAAAUCAAAGGAACGACACCGAAUGGAGAUUUAUGCGACUAUCGCCAUCCGAAAUAUUUGCCAAGGCAUGAGAUGAUGGUACUGCUGAUGAAAUUGAUCGAAAUCCAUCGUGGUCGUAUUCAGACGCAAGCCGUUGCAGCAUUAUUAGAUGUAGCCGCAAGCAGUUCUGGAAAUGAUUAUUGUGCAGAUGCCACUAGGCUAGAAAUAGAGUGUCUACUAAUUGCUCUGCAAAAUCAUUUGGAAGCUGUACGAGAUGUGGCGUUACGUGCUCUAACCAUUAUAAUGAAGACACUGCCUACAAUGGCGGACGACUACGAAUUUGGAUUGUGCAUGACUAGACGCAUAUGGAUAGCUAAACAUGAUGUAUCCGAGGAAAAUCGAGAUUUGGCUAAUACGUUGUGGGAGGAUGCAAAGUUUGAAGUGCCGAUUGUAUUGUGCGAUGAAUUGCUGAAGGAUGUGAUUCACCCCGAGCCAUGCAUUCAGAAAGCAGCCGCAUUUUCGCUAGUCUCUAUUCUGAAGGAUGAUCCGUCUUUGGUGCAAGGCGUUUUGGAUCAGCUGCUGGAAAUUUAUCACGACAAAUUAACGAAAAUUCCAGCCAAAUUAGAUCAGUUCGAUCGAGAAAUUGAGCCGGCAAUUGAUCAAUGGGGUCCGCGACGAGGUGUAGCUAUUGCGAUUUGUCAAAUUGCUCAAUUCUUCAACCUAUCUGAUGUGGACAAAGUGAUGCAGUUUAUGGUUUCGAAAGGUCUCGGCGAUCGUGAAGAAAUCGUUCAUAAAGAAAUGUUGGCCGCAGCAUUGACUAUCGUGGAUUUGCAUGGCAAAGAGACAAUUGCGAAACUGUUACCAGUUUUCGAAGAUUUCUUAGACAAGGCACCAAAGUCAAGUGUGUACGAUAACAUUCGGCAAGCAGUGGUAAUCCUAAUGGGAUCAUUGGCCAGACAUUUAGACAAAGAAGAUGAGCGAAUUCAACCCAUUGUAAAACGUCUGUUGGCUGCAUUAUCUACACCAUCGCAGCAGGUUCAAGAAGCUGUAGCUAAUUGUAUACCACAUUUAAUGCCAUCAGUAAAGGACGAGGCGUCAUCCAUCAUCAAGAAACUCCUCAAUCAAUUAGUCAAAUCAGAAAAGUAUGGAGAACGGCGAGGUGCUGCGUAUGGCAUAGCUGGUGUUGUGAAGGGAUUAGGAAUUUUAUCGUUGAAACAGCUAGACAUUAUGUCCAAACUCACCCAUCAUAUCCAAGAGAAGAAGAAUUACAAAUCACGCGAAGGAGCUUUGUUCGCAUUUGAAAUGUUGUGUACAACACUGGGACGCUUAUUCGAACCCUACAUUGUCCACGUUUUGCCGCAUUUAUUACAAUGCUUUGGGGAUUCCAGUCAGUAUGUUCGUCAAGCGGCCGAUGAUACAGCUAAAGUAGUGAUGGGUAAAUUAUCGGCACAUGGGGUAAAAUUGGUGUUGCCUUCACUGUUGAAUGCCUUGGAUGAAGACUCGUGGCGCACAAAAACUGCAUCCGUCGAAUUGUUGGGUGCAAUGGCAUACUGUGCACCGAAACAAUUGUCGUCGUGUUUGCCAAGCAUCGUACCGAAAUUGAUCGAAGUGUUGGGCGAUUCUCAUACAAAAGUCCAGGAAGCGGGUGGCGAUGCCUUGAAAGUAAUCGGAUCUGUAAUAAAAAAUCCAGAAAUUCAGGCCAUCGUGCCGGUGCUGCUUAGAGCUCUCGAAGAUCCGUCAGCGAAUACAUCGAAAUGUUUGCAAAGUCUGUUGGAAACGAAGUUUGUUCAUUUCAUUGAUGCACCAUCAUUGGCGUUGAUAAUGCCUGUCGUUCAACGGGCUUUCAUGGAUCGAUCGACGGAGACACGGAAGAUGGCUGCGCAGAUUAUUGGUAACAUGUAUUCGCUAACUGAUCAGAAGGAUCUAACGCCGUAUUUACCAAACAUCAUUCCGGGUUUGAAAACUUCACUGCUAGAUCCAGUACCAGAAGUGCGAGCUGUGUCAGCAAGAGCAUUGGGUGCUAUGGUGAAAGGAAUGGGAGAAUCGUCUUUCGAAGAUCUACUUCCAUGGCUGAUGCAAACACUAACAUCGGAAUCAAGCAGCGUCGAUCGUUCUGGUGCCGCUCAGGGAUUAUCCGAAGUGGUUGGCGGUCUUGGAGUUGAAAAACUGCACAAACUGAUGCCAGAAAUAAUAGCCACAGCCGAACGAACCGAUAUUGCUCCACAUGUCAAAGACGGUUACAUUAUGAUGUUCAUUUACAUGCCUGGAGCGUUCCCGAAUGAGUUUACACCAUACAUUGGCCUGAUUAUCAAUCCCAUUUUGAAAGCUUUGGCUGACGAAAAUGAAUUUGUUCGCGACACAGCGUUGAAAGCCGGACAACGAAUUGUGAAUUUGUAUGCGGAAUCGGCUGUGACGUUAUUGCUGCCAGAAUUGGAGAAAGGCUUGUUCGACGAUAACUGGCGUAUUCGUUUCAGUUCCGUGCAAUUACUUGGCGAUUUGCUGUAUCGAAUUUCUGGAGUAUCCGGUAAAAUGACAACAGAAACAGCCAGCGAAGACGAUAAUUUCGGUACGGAGCAGUCUCAUUCGGCGAUUAUUCGUUUCUUGGGAGCUGAACGACGAAAUCGUGUUUUGGCUGGACUUUACAUGGGACGAAGUGAUGUAUCGUUAAUGGUUCGUCAAGCUGCCUUACAUGUGUGGAAAAUUGUUGUGACCAACACACCUCGAACUCUGCGCGAAAUUUUGCCUACUCUGUUCAGCCUACUGUUAGGAUGCCUAGCCAGCACCAGCUACGAUAAAAGACAAGUUGCUGCACGCACAUUAGGCGAUUUAGUUAGAAAACUUGGUGAACGUGUACUGCCUGAAAUCAUUCCAAUUCUCGAACGUGGACUGAAUUCUGAUCAAGCUGACCAGCGACAAGGUGUCUGCAUCGGACUCUCUGAAAUCAUGGCAUCGACAUCGAAGGAUAUGGUUCUAUCAUUCGUUAACAGCUUGGUACCGACUGUAAGAAAAGCGCUUAGUGAUCCAUUGCCAGAAGUUCGUCAAGCAGCAGCAAAAACAUUUGACUCUCUGCACUCAACUGUAGGAUCCAGAGCAUUAGACGACAUUUUGCCAAGUAUGUUGAAUGGUUUAUCCGAUCCGGAUCCAGAAGUAGCUGAGUGUACUCUAGACGGUUUACGACAAGUCAUGGCUAUCAAAUCUCGUGUUGUUCUUCCCUAUCUUGUGCCACAGUUGACUGCAAGCCCAGUGAAUACAAAGGCUUUGUCUAUUCUAGCCUCCGUAGCUGGUGAAGCCCUAACAAAAUAUUUGCCUAAAAUUCUACCUGCAUUACUUCAAGCAUUGGCAGCAGCACAAGGAACGCCUAAUGAGACCCAAGAGAUGGAAUACUGUCAGGCUGUCAUACUAUCGGUUAGCGAUGAAGUCGGUGUUAGAACUAUCAUGGACACACUAAUGGAUUCAACCAAAUCCGAUCAAACUGACGUUCGACGAGCGGCCGCAGCACUACUGUCUGCGUUCUGUACACAUUCACCGGGUGAUUAUUCUCAGUACAUACCUCAACUACUACGUGGAUUACUUCGUUUACUCGCUGAUGUUGACAAGGAUGUCUUGCAACGGUCUUGGGAUGCUCUGAAUGCCGUUACUCGCACUCUAGAUUCUACACAGCAAAUUGCCCACGUUUCGGAUGUUCGACAGGCGGUUCGAUUCGCUGCCAGUGAUUUAAAAGGCGACGAAUUACCUGGUUUUUGUUUACCAAAAGGCAUCACUCCAUUGUUGCCUGUAUUCCGUGAAGCCAUCUUGAACGGAUUACCGGAGGAAAAGGAAAACGCUGCUCAAGGUCUGGGUGAAGUGAUAUCGUUGACCAGUGCACAAUCGUUGCAACCAUCAGUUGUACAUAUCACCGGUCCAUUGAUUCGUAUUUUGGGCGAUCGUUUCAAUGCCGGCGUCAAAGCAGCUGUGCUGGAGACGCUAGCAAUUUUGCUAUACAAAGUUGGUAUUAUGCUGAAGCAGUUUUUACCGCAAUUGCAGACAACGUUUUUGAAAGCAUUGCACGACCAGAAUCGAAUCGUUCGAAUCAAGGCUGGCUAUGCGUUGGCUAAAUUGGUCGUAAUUCAUACGAGGGCUGAUCCACUGUUUGUCGAAAUGCACAAUGGUAUCAAAGGCAACGACGACUCUGCCGAACGUGAGACUACGCUUCAGGCCUUACGUGGUAUAAUUACACCUGCUGGUGACAAAUUGACUGAACCCCUGAGAAAACAAAUUUACGCGACAUUGGUAUCGAUGCUGAACCAUCCAGAAGAUAUAACUAGAAGUGCUGUCGGUGGCUGUUUGGGUGCAUUGUGCAAAUAUUUGUCGCCUGAACAGCUGGAUGAUGCCAUGUUAAAUUACAUUUUGAACGACGACGUAGACGAUUGGACAUCGAAACAUGGAAAGUCUGCAGCAUUAUUUGUAGCACUCAAAGAAGCGCCAGGUGUAGUGUUCUUGCCGAAAUAUGAACCGAAAUUGUUCAAAACCAUUGCAAACAACAUUGUUUCCGAGAAGAUACCCAUUGCCAGCAAUUCAAUACGAUCGAUCGGUUAUUUACUGGAACAUUGCAUGACACAGUCACUACCGUUACCUCAACCAGUAAUACCUCCGUUCGUUCGUGCUAUGAAUCAUACGAGCAACGAAGUGAAACAGCUACUGGCCAAGACCUGCAACUAUUUGGCUAAGGCAACUUCGCCGGAAAAAGUUCCCCCAGAACUGCUUAAAGCUCUCAUUCCAAUGCUGGUUAAUGGAACAAAAGAGAAGAACGGCUACGUAAAAUCAAAUUCGGAAAUCGCAUUGAUCGCAAUUCUUCGGCUACGAAGCGGCGAAGAAACAUAUCGCAAAUGUUUGCAGAUAUUGGAAGCUGGCGCUCGUGAUUCACUCUCGGAGGUGGUUACGAAAGUUUUGCAGAAAGUCGCCGCACAGCCCGUUGGAAAAGAGGAGGAAUUGGACGAUACACUUUUGUCUUGAUUACCAUUCGGCACAAUCGCAAACGUUUCCACUGUUUUGAUCACACACUUAUUUAUUGUUGGUAUCACAAGUAUGUGUAUGUCAAUUGAGACUUUAAUUUUGCAUUAUUCAUGCUGCCUAUAUGCCCAUGUCGCUGACGCAUUCGUGAUAAGUGAAACUGGGUUGUUAAUUGAUCCUAUUUUGUUUUCCAAUAAAUGUCGUACAACAACAAGAAUGACA
Messenger RNA from Bradysia coprophila, 8285 nucleotides. It is a transcript of the gene l(3)80Fj, whose product is annotated as lethal (3) 80Fj. Gene Ontology annotation, cellular component: cytosol. Gene Ontology annotation, molecular function: protein binding; protein kinase regulator activity. Gene Ontology annotation, biological process: cellular response to amino acid starvation; regulation of translation. Lineage: Eukaryota; Metazoa; Arthropoda; Insecta; Diptera; Sciaridae. The record is from RefSeq and is a predicted model, not a curated record.